AUGCAAGCGUGUUGGGUACACUCCACCAAGACCAUUCAUUCGUUUGAUGACUUCAUUUGCCCGCGAAUCGACGCUCUUGCGAUAAUGCACUAUUGUUUACCCUUCGAUAGUGCGUCUUCCACUGCACGCGACAUCGCGUUAGACAGAGACAGCUACAUAUGUCACGGCGCCCGCUACGCAGCGGUGCGCGGGGCGGCGCGCGUGGCUGCUCUCAGUAGACUGCGUGAGCCGAGCCGCGCCGGUCGCUCCCGGCAUAUAGUCGCGCUCCCGCCACACGCGACUUCAAACUUCGCUCGCGAUAUACCUCACCACAUGUCCACUAUCAGCUUAGCCGACCACUCC
Messenger RNA from Brenthis ino (lesser marbled fritillary), 342 nucleotides. NCBI's taxonomy places the organism in Eukaryota, Metazoa, Arthropoda, Insecta, Lepidoptera, Nymphalidae. The record is from the annotation of a GenBank genome assembly.